ACAAGCAGCUCGCAUUAAAGCAAAUAAGUCCUAUAAAAUGGCCACUUCUUCUGCGCUCACAAUUCAAACCUCAGCCGACACAAAAAUAAAAUCACUUGUUUAGAUCCAUUACAUUGUUAUUGGUUUUGUCUAUCCUUUUAAACUUGAGAAUGGGAACAUUCCCAUUCUUAUGUUCACUUCUUCUCUGUUUCUUGGCAACAAUUACAUUAGCAACUAAAAUAGACACAGGUUGGUUAAGCAGAAAGAGUUUCCCUAAGGGCUUUGUUUUCGGCACCGCCACUUCUGCUUACCAAGUUGAAGGUAUGGCUCAUAAGGACGGCCGUGGUCCUAGCAUUUGGGACGAAUUCAUCAAAAAACCAGGGAUUGUGGCUAAUAAUGCAAAUGGUGAGGUUUCAGUCGACCAAUAUCAUCGUUACAAGGAAGAUGUUGAUAUAAUGGCAAACCUUAACAUGGAUGCAUACCGUUUCUCAAUCUCGUGGUCACGGAUUUUCCCAAAGGGUACUGGUGAAGUAAACUGGAAGGGUGUAGCCUACUAUAACAGACUAAUCGAUUAUUUGAUCAAGCGAGGCAUAACCCCAUAUGCAAAUCUCUAUCAUUACGAUCUCCCUCUUGCCCUCGAGAAGAGAUACAAGGGUUUGCUUAGCAAGAGAGUUGUGAAAGAUUUUGCUGACUAUGCAGAAUUCUGUUUCAAGACAUUUGGAGACAGAGUGAAGAAUUGGAUGACUUUCAACGAGCCUAGAGUUGUGGCGGCGCUUGGGUAUGAUAAUGGUUUUUUUGCUCCUGGAAGAUGCUCCAAAGAAUAUGGUAACUGUACUGAGGGGAAUUCAGGGACAGAACCCUAUAUUGCGGCUCACAAUUUGAUUUUAUCCCAUGCUGCAGCAGUUCAAAGAUACAGACAAAAAUAUCUUGCGAAACAAAAGGGAAGAAUUGGUAUACUGCUGGAUUUUGUGUGGUAUGAACCACUUACAAGAGGAAAACAAGACAAUUAUGCAGCUCAAAGAGCACGCGACUUUCAUAUAGGAUGGUUUAUCCAUCCAAUAGUAUAUGGAGAGUAUCCAAGAACAAUGCAGAAUAUAGUGGGAGAUAGGCUACCCAAAUUCACACCAGAAGAGGUUAAGAUGGUUAAGGGGUCGAUGGACUUCGUGGGAAUAAACCAAUAUACAGCUUAUUACAUGUAUAAUCAACAGAGCAAGCCAAAGACCCCGGGCUACCAGCAGGAUUGGCAUGCUGGAUUUAAUUUCAGUAAAAAUGGUGUCCCAAUCGGCCCUAAGGCAAACUCUUACUGGCUUUAUGAGGUACCAUGGGGUCUAUACAAGGCGAUAAACUACAUUAAGGAGCGUUAUGGCAAUCCCACAGUCAUUCUGUCUGAGAAUGGUAUGGAUGACCCAGGUAAUGUAACACUUCCACAGGGACUGCAUGAUACGAAAAGAAUUCAUUACUAUAAAAGCUACUUGGGUGCCCUGAAAAAGAGCAUCGAUGAGGGAGCAAAUGUUGUUGGCUACUUUGCGUGGUCAUUGGUGGACAAUUUCGAAUGGAGAUUGGGAUAUACUUCACGAUUUGGUAUAGUGUAUGUUGAUUACAAAGACCUUAAGAGGUAUCCGAAGAUGUCUGCUUAUUGGUUCAAAAACAUGCUUCGUAGAGCCUAGAAUCCCUUGAGGGUCAUAUACUCAUAUAUGACCACCUCUGUUUUAUGCUUUGUAAUGGAUUCUAUGAUGUUAAUGCAAUCUGUAAUGUUUCAAGUUCAAUAAAGAUGUUCUUUAGUCCA
Spinacia oleracea (spinach) is the source of this 1765-nucleotide messenger RNA. RefSeq names its product beta-glucosidase 44. NCBI's taxonomy places the organism in Eukaryota, Viridiplantae, Streptophyta, Magnoliopsida, Caryophyllales, Amaranthaceae. Gene Ontology annotation, molecular function: beta-glucosidase activity. The coding region runs from base 150 to 1646 and encodes 498 amino acids. The transcript has 11 exons. The record is from RefSeq and is a predicted model, not a curated record. Gene Ontology annotation, biological process: carbohydrate metabolic process.